UCCAGCCUCUCGGCUGCCGCCCGCGUUGUCCCUGGCCCCGGGAGCCACCGCUGCAGCCCCUCGUGCAACCAUGGGGGACCUGCCCGGCAUUGUACGCCUCUCCAUCGCACUGCGCAUCCAGCCUAACGACGGUCCGGUCUUCUUCAAGGUGGAUGGGCAGCGUUUCGGCCAGAACCGCACCAUCAAGCUGCUCACGGGCUCCUCCUACAAGGUGGAGGUGAAGAUUAAGCCCACCACACUGCAGGUCGAGAACAUUUCCAUUGGUGGUGUGCUGGUCCCAUUGGAGCUGAAGUCCAAAGAGCCUGAUGGGGACAGAGUUGUUUAUACUGGAACCUAUGACACAGAAGGUGUGGCUCCAACCAAGAGUGGAGAACGGCAGCCCAUCCAGAUCACCAUGCCGUUUACAGACAUCGGGACCUUCGAGACGGUGUGGCAAGUCAAAUUCUACAAUUACCAUAAGCGAGACCACUGCCAGUGGGGAAGCCCCUUCUCUGUCAUCGAAUAUGAAUGCAAGCCCAACGAGACACGUAGCCUCAUGUGGGUGAACAAAGAGUCCUUCCUCUGAAGAGAGUCUCAGCUGGAGCUGCACAAUCUACUCUCAGACAAACCAGCACAAGCCUCAGGCCAGGCACCCCAUGCCAUUGCAGUGUCCUGUCUGGCACUGAUGAUCUCCUAGCCCUGGUGAUUGCGAAAGUGUAACUCCCCUCUGAUACAAAGUAUCCCUGAUGUAACAGAUUGUGAGAGUCUAAUUCCUGAGAAAAUUCCUUUUGGUAUUUUGUGCCGAUAUUCCUGCAUCCCAUCCAUCGUUCCCACUCUCCUUGUUGGCGGCUCCUGGUUAGAGUUCAGCAGAACUGGAAUGCUUGUGCUGGACUUCAGGAACCCACUGGUAUCUGUGGUGUUUUUCAGGUUGAGUGAUUCCCUCUUUUUCUGUUCAAAGUGUAACAACAACAACAAAAAGCAAUGUGUAUGGAUCCUCCCCUGUGUAAUAUAACAUGUAGCUUGCAAUGUCCAGCAGCUUCCAAACAGGCUUUGUGACAAUGUAAUGCCAACAGCAGUGAAUGGGACUCAAAGGUUGUACACCCCAUAAACAGCUCAGCUUCUGCAGGGAAGGAAAAUGAGAAAAUGAAAGAACAAAUACUUAAGUAUUUGUAACACAUAAAAACUCUUUCAAGUAACCUGAAAUAUUGAGCUAUGUAUGGCUCAGUCGAAAUGGAAAGAAAGCAGUGUAGACCAGGGUAAGGGUAAGCUAAGUAACAGGGAUUGCCGGGUCAUCCCUUGGCAAGCUCCUGUAGCGUUCAAGCAAGCAUAUUGUGAUGGCCCAACACUUCCUCUCACUUGAACUUUGGAAAACUGUAUGGGACUGCAAUUAACUUUUGAUAUUUCUUAAUAAAGGUAUUGAAAAUUG
Molecule: messenger RNA, 1405 nt
Organism: Ochotona curzoniae (black-lipped pika)
Lineage: Eukaryota; Metazoa; Chordata; Mammalia; Lagomorpha; Ochotonidae
Gene: CNRIP1
Product: cannabinoid receptor interacting protein 1
Exons: 3
Coding region: 71-565 (164 amino acids)
Biological process (GO): negative regulation of signaling receptor activity
Cellular component (GO): plasma membrane
Molecular function (GO): type 1 cannabinoid receptor binding
Source: RefSeq, a predicted model, not a curated record